CGCGUUUGCCACCACACCGUGCGAGUCCUUCGUUUCGCAUGUCUCUUAGUUAGUUAUCUUUCGACCACUACCAUCAGAUCCGUUUGUUCUUCGAUAGCACUGUGCCGUAUUUGUCAUACGGAAUGCGAAAGCACCCGUGAUCCUUUCGUUUCACCAUGUCGUUGUUCUGGUAGUCUUCUCUACGUGCACAGAAGUUGUCUAGUCCAUUGGCUUGAGUUAUCUACACGAAAAAUGAUACCAUCACCUCGAUGUGAGCUGUGUGGGUACAACUACAGGCGACGAAAUUGUUUCUCUUCACUGCAUUUCCCGCAUCUUUCCGCUAGAGAUCGUCUACUGAACGUCUUGUUCAUUUUCGUGUUCAUCAUUAUGGUUGUUUGUGCUGUGCUGUCAAUACAUUUCCUACAACUUUCCGAACAAUAUCAUUCUAGAUUGAGUUUUGGCUACACAUCAAAGAUUAGAGGGUCUCAAAAAGAAGAACGAUAUCCAGGUUAUCGUAUAGUCUCAUCAUCAUUAUCAGAUGAUGAACUGACGGUGGUGGUGUGCUCGGUGUUGUUCUUCGCCGCAUUCUUUAUAGCUGUUUUUACUCAGUAUAGAGCUGAAGCAUCUAUUUGUCGAGUGUUCUUCAGAUGUUGGACGACGAACCGAAAUUGGACAAUUCGUCACUACAACAUAAGUCAACCACCUCCAUAA
Molecule: messenger RNA, 690 nt
Organism: Angiostrongylus costaricensis
Lineage: Eukaryota; Metazoa; Nematoda; Chromadorea; Rhabditida; Metastrongylidae
Source: the annotation of a GenBank genome assembly